GAACUGUACUCGCCGUGCCGCCGGGCUGAGCGUGCGCGAGGUGGAUGGUGCGCCGGGGCGAGCCCGAAAAUAUUUAACACUGGCGUUAGCUUAGCCGUUAGCCACCUGAGUGGGCCCGCUGCGGACGGGAGAGGGCACGUUUCGUGUCCGUCAGCCACAAGGGGGGGCGGGGGUAUGUUCAUCCCACUGAAGACAUAGACAUGCAUAUUAAAUAUACGCGAAUGUCAUUUGACGGCACGUAAACAGUGACACGCCGUCGCCCUCACUGGGGCAUCUCCGGGGUUUUGCUACCAUCCUGUGUCCCCACCCCCCCGCCGGCCUCGGUGCCAGCGGACAGUGGAGCCCUCCCGGCCGGCGGGUGUAGCCUGGCACACGGCGCAUCCCAUCCCCUGUUUAAAUGACUGUCCGUCACAGAGGCGGACUGUUGCCCGGGGGGGAGGGCAGGUACGUGCGUGGGGAGCCUCGGUAAUGUGAAGUUAGAGAAGUUUGGAAGCGCUCCUCGAACGAGCUUCCCCCUGAUACGAGACCGUCGGGUCCAUCGAGAACCGGGGCCUGUGCGCGUCUUCACGUCGGCCGGAGCAACGCGGCCGCGCAGGCGGCACGGGGCAUGUGAGAACCAGGAAAUGGCCCGUGGAGGGAAUGCAUUGUGGGAGCCAGCUGCACCAGUGACUCCACAACAAUUGCCCCCAUAUAAGCAGCAUACAAGCCCCAUAAUGUUAUCGAUCGUAGAACUGGACGAACUGGAAAGUUGUUGUUGUCGUUGUUUUCUUUUCUUCCCCACAGUGUACGUUCAGAAAUGUGUCGAUGGCUAUAUCUCAUCAUAACACAACACAACAACACAACAUAAGCCCUCUGACUGCCGGUGAAACAGCCUCAGGGCUUCCGAUCAAAAGUCCUUAAGUAUGUUACCCUUUGGUGGUGUGCGCAGGCGCACCAUGGCCCAGACCCUCCAGAUGGCGAUCCCAAACUUCGGCAACAACGUUUUAGAGUGUCUGAACGAGCAGCGGCUGCAGGGCCUCUACUGCGAUGUGUCCGUGGUGGUCAAGGGCCAUGCCUUCAAGGCUCAUCGAGCUGUUCUGGCUGCCAGCAGUUCGUAUUUCCGGGACCUUUUCUGCAGCAGCAGCAAUGGUGGAGGUGGUAGCGGCAAUGAGAGCGGCCCCACCGUAGUGGAGCUCCCGCCGGCCGUGCAGCCCCAGAGCUUCCAGCAGAUUCUGUCUUUCUGCUACACAGGCCGUCUCAGCAUGACGGUGGGGGACCAGUUUCUCCUCAUGUAUACUGCCGGCUUCCUGCAGAUCCAGCAGAUCAUGGAAAAGGGCACCGAAUUCUUUCUCAAGGUCUCCUCCCCCAGCUGUGACUCCCAGGGCCUUCAUGCUGAGGAGGCCCCCCCCUCUGAGCCUCAGAGCCCUGUAACACAGACCAGUAACAGUGCCGGCCGACCUGCCUCCUGCCUGACGCCACUCCCUCUGGUGUCACGAGUGAAGACGGAACAGCCAGCUAGCCAGCCAGAAGCAGCCACCCCAUAUUCAGUGGUCUGUACCCCUGUAGCCAAGCGGCUGUGGGAGGGCGGAAGCAGCCGAGAUGGAGGCGGGGUCGGCUCAGGGGGAGGGGGUGGUGCCAGGAAGGCAGCCCGUUAUUCGCAAGAGGCUGUGCGGGGCAGCGCCAUCCAAAGCCCUGGAGCUCUCGGACUGGCCAUGGGUAUGGGGGCCACUGCGACCAGCCUGGCAGGCAUGGUGGCCAGUGGCGGGCUCAGCAGCAGCGCCAGCACCAACGGGAGCUCUGCGGCAGGACUCGGCAUGUCAGAGGGCGCCAGCCCCGGCACCCUGAGCACCUACACCAGUGACUCACCCAUCAGCUACCACGAUGACGAAGAGGAGGAGGAGGGGACAGAUGAAUGUGCCGAAGAGCAGUAUAGGCAAAUCUGCAAUAUGUAUACCAUGUACAGCAUGCUGAACAUGGGCGCUGCAGCAGCUGGGGAGCGUGUGGAGGCUCUACCAGACCACACAGAGACACGCGGUAGGAUGCGAGGCCGAGAUCUAACGUGUCUCCCCGCGGAACUCAUCGCUCAGAUAGGCAACCGUUGUCAUCCCAAACUGUACGAGGAAGGAGACCCCGCUGAGAAGCUAGAGUUAGUCUCAGGUACUUCAGUGUAUAUAUCGCGAGCCCAGCUAAUGAACUGUCACGUGAGCGCAGGGACCAGACACAAGGUGCUGCUGAGGAGGCUGCUGGCCGCCUUCUUUGACAGGAACACUCUGGCCAAUAGCUGUGGAACAGGCAUCCGCUCGUCCACCAACGACCCGAGCCGCAAGCCCCUGGACAACAGAGUGCUGCAUGCGGUCAAAUUUUAUUGCCAGAACUUUGCCACGAGCUUCAAAGAGAGCGAGAUGAACGCCAUCGCAGCCGACAUGUGCACCAACGCCCGGCGUGUGGUCCGCAAGAGCUGGAUCCCCAAGCUGAAGCUGCUGAUGGCCGAGAGCGAUGCCUACUCCGCCUUCCUCCCCGACGGCGUCAAGACGGAGGACGACAACCUGGGCGCAGAUCACACGUUCGACCCCGCCUCCCUGGAGGCCACCGGCGGUGCCGGCAUGGAGUCGGGUGGCUCUUCAGGUGAAUCACUACAAGGCGUGGGGGGGGACGGAGGAGCAUUAUUUUGAACACUGUGUCUGGGGAAGGUUGAAAUUGGGUGACGCGCACCAGUACUCCCCAGCUCUGCUUGCCUCCUCACUCUUUGGCCCACACUGAUAUCUCACAUUUGACUGUCUAUACUACACUGCUGGGGUUGUUACCCUGAUGUAACCAGGAUGUGAAAGCUUCAAUUUUUUGCUUCAUGACUGUACAAUGGACUUAGUCGAGGAAUGGGAGAGAGUGAGUUAUAAUCCUAGCUGCCCUCUGCCUCCCCUUGUCUUUUUAAGGUGUGUAAGCGCAUUCACUGUUGCAUAUUAAAUACAUUCCCUGACGUGCGGGUGAUGGGGGGAAGUUACCGGCGUAGCCGGGGGAGGAGACGGGGGAUGGCUGAUGGACAGAUUAGAAGUAGAGGUAGCGAGUAUAUUGAAUGUAAGUGUCAGUGGCUUUUUUUCUCUAUGCAAGCCUGGCACCUUGUAUUCCAGCCUCGGGGAAGGAACUCAAUUUGAAAUAGAGAUGUUAUUAAAAUAGAUUAACACUACCUGUUCUUCCUCCUCGACCAUCUUCCACUCAUCGCCCCGCGAGUGUUCUUCACCCCCACCUCACCUCUCCUCUCUUGAGACCAGAAAAUCUCACCUGAGUGUUUCACCGUGUGAUAUCUUUUAGAUAUGAAUCUCAUUUUUCUGUUUUGUUUUUUCCCCACCUCUAAUUCUUACCAUAUAAAUUCUAAUGUUUAGCAUGUUUGUCUAUAAAACUGAAAAGUGAUCCAGAGAGAAGGGAAAAGCUUUUUACUCAGAUGACUGUAAAGAAAAACUGAAGGGCAACAGGUGAUCAGAGGCGGACAUAUUUUUAGAGGACGAACUAUAUUUAUAUGAGUGCCCAUGCCUAGAACGGUGUGAGCGAAGAGAGCGAGAGGGAUUGUUUUAAACUCUCGAUCUUCAUGUUUUAUUGAAAGAGAUCUUGUCAAACAAGGAGAAGUGCUAUUUUUGCAGGAAAGAAAGAGCAUAAUGAAGCCGUCUUACCACAGGUCCCGUAGUCAUUUAUUUUUAUCUUUAUUUUACAGUGCGGAGCGAUGGAAUGAGCAGUUGAACUGCUGAAUUUGUAUCAUUUCAUCUUCUCUUCACUGGCUAAAAAAGGAAUAAGACUGAUUCAGCUGGCUCGACUGUUGUCUAUGAUAACGGCCAUUGUUAGGUUAUGAACCUGCAGCGUUUACUCGUAGAAAUAUAACGGUUAUACUGAUCUGACAACUCGGCUAGUUACUUCUUUGUACUACAGUUAUUGAAACGGAAAAAAACUGCUGACAUUUUGUGGAAAUGCAAAAGUCAUGGGAAAUAAUUGUGGAAUAUUGGAAUGUGCCUUUUUAAUGAAUUGAAAACUAUAAGCAGAAGGCUGGGGGGUAUGGCAAUACCAGAGAGCAGAUAUUGCGUGAAGAAAAAAGGUGUUCUGGUACUAUCCAUGUGUGUGUGUGUGUGUGUGUGUGUGAGACAUACUGUAGUUCUCUGUAUUGCGCGGCUGCGAAUUCUGGUAUGUGGUUUAUUUACGUUUAUCCAAUGUACCGCCUCUUUAAUAUGGAAAUUCUAAAUGGCUGACCGUUUUAUUUUGGAGUUUGAAAUGAUUUUGCACCUUCCAUGAGAGGAAGUGGAGGUUUCUGCACCUUAAUGACAAGAACAGUGGUUCAUGCACCUUUUUGGAGAAAUGUUGUGUAGCAAUUCAAUCCCUUUAGGUGGAAUUUGUCCUUUUUUUUCCAUGUCUAACUGUGUUUCUUUGUUUUUAAAAAGUCCUACUGUAAAUAAUCAAGAAGACUGUCGAGUUGACUACCAAGUGUUCCUCCUUUCUGUUGCUUGACGUGUCUGAAUAUGACGCGGCAAAAGCUGACCUUUUUUUUAUGUGAAAGCUAGUGUUGAAUGCGUGUUGACGUGCAGAAUGGGGAUCAGUACGGGGGAUUGAUUAUUCCUGUUGCCGGUGGAUAUAAUACUGAAUUAGGAAUGUGCUCAUGAAAUGCUCAAACGGACGACUGAUUACUUUCUCCUUCUGGGGAAAAAAAAGGUUCUAUUUUUCUGAAGACCAGUACAGUGUAAAAACUGGGAAGGUAUAUAUGCUUCUUAUUCAAGGCAGUUGAGUCAAUCUCAUUGAAAAAAAAAUAACUAUAUGCAUGUUCGAUAUAGCUCAACCUAUUUUCAUAUUGUUUAAAGUUAUAAGAGUGAGUUUACUUAGGUGCUUUGAUUAGGAGAUAUAUGGACAGAACAAAACAUGCAGUACCUUGUAAGUAUGAUGACAACAAAACCUCACAUUUGCAUUUGACUGUAAAUGCCAAAUGAGCACCCCACCCCGACUUACCUCCGGAGUAUCUUUGAAGACUGUUGCGCUUCCUGUCCCUCAUGCAGCUGGUGUCAUGUUUCACUUCCACUUCCGUGUGUACUCAUGUGUUUGAGAGAGAGGCAAAGCGCUGGUUUUCACAUAGUCAAAUCUGAAUUGUAAUAUGUGUGUUUAAUUUGCUUCGUGGCUUUCAGGUGGUGUUUUUUUUUCUCCGUAUCAGGACUCAAAGUCUACAGUUGGACACACGUUUAAAUUACGAAUUAUUAGGUUGUGUUAAAGUGACCAUAAUCCAUGAAAGAGUUUGCUGGGAGAUCACAUGAUGUUAUACUGAAAACCUUAAACAUGGAGAUUUUCAUAAAACUGAAAACCCCCCAAAAAAACCUUUGUUCAAGGUUUUCUAAAAUCGAUUCACUGUAAUGGCAGAAAAGCGGGCUUCUGAAUUUAAUUUCAGACUCCUAAUCGAGCAAUAAAAUAUAAUAAAGUCUCAUUUAGCACAGUGUCCAUUAAAUCUGAUAAUGUUCGUGCUAAAAGACAGAAGAUCAGGUAUGAAAAAUAGCCACGUUAUUGUUGAAAUGUCUUUAUUGUCAUAAUUACAAGAUGUUCAUUCCCUCUGGAGGGAAACCAGUGUUUAAUCACUAUUGACACCUUUAGAAAAGACAAUGAGUCUCCUAUAGAACAGACAAAUUAGGAUGAAAUUUAUAAGAUAACAUAAAGAAGCCUUUAAAGCGAUGUCAAGCAACACUGGCUUAAAUUAGCUUGUGACUGAAACCAUCAACUCUGUUAUGGCUAAAGCGGAAACAUCACCAGCGAACUAGUUAAUCAUAAGGAAGCCAUAUUCGUCCGCUCCCACAAAACAGAGGCCGAGCCCAAAUACAGAAAUCCGAGUCAGAGAAUCCUGCUUCACAAACUCUUCGCAACACUGGAGAUCAGUGAUAGAUCAGAAAUAACCAUGGUUACGGUACACGUCCAGUUUUAUCUAUAGUCGCUCUCAUGGGCCAACUCUACUUCUUAUGACUCAAUUAAAAAAAAAAAUCUUCCACUCACCACCUACUUGCACAGUGCUUCAUCUGCAGGAGGUGUGCGAGUGUAGAUAUGUUUUACUUUGUGUGUGUUUGAAAACGGAAGGCUACUUUGUAAGCAAAACGUAAGUUCUGUACCUUUUCAGCGAAUGUGUUUACACUUCACAAGACAUGUAGACCUACACACUUGAAUGGAUAAGGUGUGGCACGGCAUGGGGAACCUUUUGUCACUAAACAGUACAUAUAUAAAUAUGAUUAUAUACAUGUAUAGAUAAAUACUGUAUAUUAUAUAUAGACGCGCACACAUAGAGGUCAGAUUGUUUGUCGUGCACUCACAGCAUGAGGUAUAUAUUUACCUAGAAACGGCGCUUCUUCACAACCUGUGCAGUAACUGGCCUGCCCAUUUCUCUGCCCCUGCGCCUUGCCCUCUGUAACCCCGUAGCUCCAGUCGACCUCCUGUACUGCUCAUCCUAUUCUUUCUGUGUUCCAAGUGCCAAUAACUUUGUGAAAGCCCUGUAACUGUGACCCAACAUUAUCAAAGGUAAUUGCACAUUAACGACUGUAAGAUAAAAACAAAUCAUAGAUGAAAAUGUCAAAAUGGAUUAAAUAAUGAAUAUCUUAAUAAAAGAUUUGUAACAAUUUC
Messenger RNA from Scophthalmus maximus (turbot), 6597 nucleotides. It is a transcript of the gene nacc1a, whose product is annotated as nucleus accumbens-associated protein 1. Gene Ontology annotation, molecular function: protein binding; DNA-binding transcription factor activity, RNA polymerase II-specific; RNA polymerase II cis-regulatory region sequence-specific DNA binding. Bases 903 to 2651 code for a protein of 582 amino acids. Gene Ontology annotation, biological process: regulation of transcription by RNA polymerase II. NCBI's taxonomy places the organism in Eukaryota, Metazoa, Chordata, Actinopteri, Pleuronectiformes, Scophthalmidae. The record is from RefSeq and is a predicted model, not a curated record. The transcript is spliced from 8 exons.